Messenger RNA from Trematomus bernacchii (emerald rockcod), 946 nucleotides. RefSeq lists its product as uncharacterized. The transcript has 4 exons. Gene Ontology annotation, biological process: regulation of lipid metabolic process; triglyceride homeostasis. Bases 95 to 688 code for a protein of 197 amino acids. The record is from RefSeq and is a predicted model, not a curated record. Lineage: Eukaryota; Metazoa; Chordata; Actinopteri; Perciformes; Nototheniidae.
GAUGCUAACAUCUGCACAGCUGCGACAGAGAAGUACGCAUUGAACCGAAACAGUGAAACAGACAUUAGACCGCAGUGAGUUUGUGACUGCCGUCAUGAAGAUUAUCUGGGGUCUGUGCCUGCUAUUUUUGGCCGAGGGUUUGAGAGCAGUCCACGCAGCUCCGGUCAGGAGGACGACCAGCGAGGUGAAGGACAACGCUGCGCCGAAGGAAGAAGCCAAUAUUCUCCUGUUCGGCAUCUUACAGUUCAGCGAAUCGCUCAACUAUGUUCAUGAAACCACCGAGGCGAAGAUAGUGAAAAUCAGACAGACUUUGAGGAGCCAUGAGGGGACUCUAGAAAAGCUGAAUAGGCAGACUGAGCAGGCUGCGGAGGUGGAGAGACAGAUAAAAGCAGCCAUAGAGUCGCUACAGGCCCAGAUGGCCAAGCAACAGGCUCAGACCAAGAUGACUAAAGACUUGCUGGCCAGCGUGGAGCAGCAAGAGGUGGAGCUCCAAACUAAAGUGAAGAAGCUGGAGAUGUUUCUCAACACCAGCAUCAGCAUCAGCAUCAAAGAGCUGCAGAAGAGAGCAGAGGAGCAAUCCAACACCUUGAUAGGUUUACAGCAUUGGACCCAGUUCCAGAAAGAGAACAUUGAGACUCAGAAUGAGCAGCUCUCCAAACUAAAGAUGAUGAGUGAAGCUAAAACAUAGACUUUAACAUUCACUACUGAAGUCUCCCAGACUACACUGCACUCCCUUCCAAGCCUGCAAUGUGUGCGAAAGAUCAACUCUAAUGCCAGAAAACAUUUGUGUUAGUACUCUUGUGAUUAUGUGCUUGUUGUUGCCGCUUUCUCCGUUUGUGUCUGUUCUUAGUCUUGACUUUGAUGCACUAGUAAUCUUUGUUUUUAAAUGGAGCCUAUCAAAUGAAGUUUUUCUAAAUGAUUAAACAUUCUGUUUCACCAAAGAAAA